Tupaia belangeri chinensis (Chinese tree shrew) is the source of this 2014-nucleotide messenger RNA. RefSeq names its product putative ATP-dependent RNA helicase DDX53. The transcript has a single exon. Gene Ontology annotation, molecular function: ATP binding; RNA helicase activity; RNA binding. The record is from RefSeq and is a predicted model, not a curated record. NCBI's taxonomy places the organism in Eukaryota, Metazoa, Chordata, Mammalia, Scandentia, Tupaiidae. The coding region runs from base 23 to 1303 and encodes 426 amino acids.
CCGUCCGUUGGUUCAGAGUUGGAUGAGAAAAGAUGCCACAGACUUGAUCUCCCAACCGUAUGUAGGCAAAAAGCCACAUCAACACUAUCACAAUUCCAUAAUGUCACGGGUCCCAGAGUGGAAGAGGGAAGAGCCUAACUCAAGAAAUCUUGGGGCCAGCUGGGAUGGAGGAAGGAGCCGAGGCAGAGGCCAAGGCCGUGACUGGAGCAGCCCCUCUAGUUCCUCUAGACCCCUCAGCCAGAUUGGGCCUAGGGCUGCAAGUGCCCGUGAACCACCACUCUGCUUUAGAUUGAAUAGCGCUAUGAUUGGUGCAGUAAUUGGUCGUGGUGGAUCAAAAAUAAAAGAUCUACAGCAUUUGACAAAGACUAAAAUACAGAUCAUAAAGGGAGAUUUUGAUGCAGAGGUAAAAAUUUUUGGCAGCAAAGACAUGAAAGUAAAGGCUAAAAAUGCUAUAGACUCAAUUGUUAAAGAACAAGAACGCCGCCACUCAGAAUCCAAUGUUGAUAAUACUGCAUCCCAGCCCUCUGUUGAGAGAGACAUAAGCACAGAUAAUACUGCUAGAGAAGUAAAGCCACUGAUAGAUUGGGAUCAACUUAAGGCAGAAGUUGUAGAAUGGGAAAAACGAAAAUGGGCAGAUUUACCGCCAAUUAAGAAAAACUUUUACAUAAAAUCCAAAGCAACAAGCUCAAUGUCUGAAGCGCAGGUAGAUAAUUGGAGAAAGGAAAAUUUCAAUAUAACAUGUGAUGACUUGAAAGAUGGUGAAAAACGUCCCAUCCCCAAUCCAACUUGUAAAUUUGAAGAUGCUUUUCAAAGUUACUCCUAUGUUAUGAAAAAUAUAAGAAAGGCAGGUUUUCAGAAGCCAACACCAAUUCAGUCACAGGCAUGGCCAAUUAUUUUACAAGGAAUAGAUCUUAUAGGAAUUGCACAAACUGGAACAGGCAAAACGUUGGCCUAUUUAAUGCCUGGAUUUAUUCAUCUUGAUUCUCAACCAAUUUCUAGAGAACAAAGGAAUGGACCUGGCAUGCUAGUCCUUACACCCACUAGAGAAUUAGCUCUACAGGUGGAAGCUGAAUGUUCUAAAUAUACAUAUAAGGAUCUUAAAAGUGCUUGUAUCUAUGGUGGUGGAGAUAGAGAAAGACAAAUACAAGUUGUUACCAAAGGUGUAGAUAUCAUUAUUGCAACUCCUGGAAGGUUGAAUGAUCUGCAAAUGAAUAAACUUAUCAACCUAAAAAGCAUAACCUACUUGGUCUUAGAUGAGUCAGAUAAAAUGCUAGAUCUGGGGUUUGAACCCCAGAUAAUGUAAAUUUUAUUAGAUGUGCGCCCAGAUCGGCAGACUGUGAUGACAAGUGCAACUUGGCCAGAUACUGUUCGUCACCUUGCACACUCUUAUUUGAAAGAUCCUAUGAUUGUAUAUGUUGGUACUCUGGAUCUAGUUGCUGUAAAUACAGUGAAGCAAGAUAUAAUUGUUACCACAGAAAGAGAAAAAAGAGCUCUUUUCCAGAAAUUCCUGGAGAACAUGUCACCCAAAGACAAAGUCAUUGUGUUUGUUAGCCGAAAACUUGUUGCUGAUGACUUAUCAAGUGAUUUAGGCAUUCAAGGCAUACCUGUGCAAUCACUACAUGGCAGCAGAGAACAAUAUGAUCGAGAACAAGCAUUAGAGGAUUUUAAAAGUGGAAGGGUGAAAAUAUUGAUUGCAACUGAUUUAGCAUCCCGAGGUCUUGAUGUUGCUGAUAUUACUCACGUAUAUAAUUAUGAUUUCCCACAGAAUAUUGAAGAAUAUGUACACAGAAUAGGGCGUACUGGAAGAGCAGGGAAGAUGGGCAUCUCAAUUACCCUUAUCACUCAAGAUGAUUCAAAGAUUGCCAAUGAGUUGAUUAAAAUUCUGAAAAGAGCAAAUCAGAGUGUCCCAGAAGAUCUUAUAUUUAUGGCAGAGCGUUACAACUUCCAUAAACAAAUGAAGGACACAGGAAAAAAGCCAAGUAAAUUUCAAGGAAGACCCAGAGAGUCUUAUUAG